Messenger RNA from Klebsormidium nitens, 5580 nucleotides. The record is from the annotation of a GenBank genome assembly. NCBI's taxonomy places the organism in Eukaryota, Viridiplantae, Streptophyta, Klebsormidiophyceae, Klebsormidiales, Klebsormidiaceae.
AUGGAUAAGAUGGACAAGCUCAAGCCCAAGCUCUUUGAGUCGAAGAAGACGGGCAGGAUCAAUCUGAGUUACAUGACCGAGCUUCAGGAGCUGCCCUCUCAAUUCGUCCUACAAGUGAAGCUGAUCCAGCCGCCUCCAACUGAGCUCGACUUGCGGAACUGCUCUCUGACGAGUCUGCCCCUCGACCUGGCGGAGCUGAAAAACCUGAAGGUCCUCAAGCUCAACUACAACAAGUUUACCGAGUUUCCCAAGGUCGUAUGCGGGCUGCACAAGCUGCAGGUUCUCGAGAUGUGCGGAAACCAGCUGACGGCCCUAGACCCGGCCAUCGGCGACCUGAAGAGUCUGAAGGAGCUCGAUCUCAGCAGCAACCAGAUCUCGACACUCCCGCCAUCGUUCACAUCGCUGGCCUCCCUGGUCCAGCUCAACCUGGAAAGCAACCUUCUCAAAGAGCUCCCCCGCGACUUGGACGGCCUGAGCUGCCUGACCAAACUAGACCUGAGCAGCAACAAGCUGACUGCCCUCCCGGACUCCAUCGGAAAAAUAGCGGACUUGACCAAGCUGCACGUUAACUCAAACCCGCUCCAGGAUGUGCCGGCGUCGCUGGGCAUGCUUCAGAACCUGCGCGACUUCGACUGCCGCUACAACGCGUUCGAUGGAGAGACGCGCAGGCUCUUUGAAGAGGGCAUACCCAACUUCAUGGCCCACUUACAAGAGGAGUACCAGAAGAAAGAGGCGGAGGAACUGGAGCGGCGCAAACCGGUCGGUGUCAAGGUCGGGAGCUACAUGCAGUACCGGGUCAAGAGCGAGCCCCGGGACUGUCCCCCGGUCAGAACGGGCCACACCAUGACGCAAGUCGGCUCGGUGACCUACGUCAUCGGGGGAUCCCUCGGGGGCCAGACGAAGGUGAACGAGGUGUGGGCCAUCGACUCGCAGCAUCUCCUGUGGGAGAGGGUGGAAACACGUGGCAAUGCGCCGGCGGCACGUGACGGACACGCGGCUGUGUAUGACGGGCAGAGCAGGAUCUUCAUUUUUGGAGGGCGGAACACCGAGAAGAAGCGGCUGAGCGACUUUUACAUGCUCGACUUGCACUCCAUGGUGUGGCUCCAGCCGACCGUCGAAGGGACCCCCCCGGCGCCGCGAGAAGGCGCGUCGAUGGCAAUGCUCGGGGGCAAAGUGGCGGUCUUUGGGGGCCACGGCAGCAAGCAGAGGUUCAACGACCUCUACCUGCUAGACACGGAGAGCUGGACUUGGAUCCAGACAACGACGACCGGUUCCGUUCCGGCUCCGCGGCAGGACGCAGCGGUGACGGUACUCGGGUCUUCCCUUUACGUGCACGGCGGGCGGAGCAACUUCAUCUUGGACGACCUGCAUGUGCUCGAGUUCGACGAGAUGACCUGGACGAAGGUACCGGCGCAAGGGCGCGUCCCCCCGCCGCGUCAUAGCCACACGAUCUGCACGCACGAGGACCGCCUGUAUCUUUUCGGGGGGGUUGACGAGAUGGGGGGCCAGCUGUUCUCGCUCUUCUACCUCGACAUCAAGCGCCAACAGCAGUGGGACCAGCCAGCGCAGGCGCGCGCUUCCACCUCGCGCGUCGGCACGCCGUCCGUGAGCAAGUCCGCCUUCGUCGGCGAAGUCAAAACCUGGGUGGAACUGCAAAGCGAGCUCGGAUUCAACGGUUCCCGCAACGCGGGCUUUGUUGACGGCAAGUUCUUCUUCUACCAGUCCGGCGCGGCCGCGUCAGCAACCCGCGAUCCCGCCAGUUCCGUUGGUUCCGUUGCCUCGACCCGCGAUCCCGUCAAUACCGUCGGCUCCGCCAAAGCCCCCCAAACCCCGGCCGUUCUCGACGUCUACUCCGAGGCGCCGCUCGGCGCCUUUCAGCUGAAGCCCGACGGCGACGCGGCCGCGCUGCCCGCGAAUAAUAAGCGCGCGCGCGUCAUGCUGACGAUGCACGCCAAAAUGGGCCAGCUGCCGCCCAGCUUCACGGGCUUCUCGGAGAAGGAGCGGCGGCUAUUGGACCACGUCGAAAACUUCAGGAGCCUGUUUGUGGAGCACCACCCCCACCGCCGCCCGCCAUUUCUGGCCCCCCGGAAUGAGUGCGGCGUCGAGAAGUUUCUGUGCACGACGCUCCGCCCCAGCCAGCUGCCCUUCACGGAGCUGUACGACUGGGAAAAGUGCGCGCGCUUCGUCGCGGACUUUCUGCGAUUCGACCCGCUCGAGGACGCGCGCGAGUACCCCGCGCACGUGCCCUCGCCCUGGUCCGUCUUCCAGUGGCAAUGCGGCGACUCUUUUGACUUCAGCAUUGGUCUCUGCUCGCUGCUCCUUGGCGCGGGCUUUGACGCCUACUGCGUUGCGGGAUACGCGCCCAAAGAAGUCACCACCAACGACCAGUCCAACGUGGAGUGUCCUCUUUUGAGCGAUCAGGACCGAAGAGGAACUACUGCUGCAGUCUUCCCUCUUGACUCCGCCGGAAAGUCGCACGCCGGAACAGCGGAUCCGAAGAAUCGGCCGUCGGUGCCGCCCCCUCCGAGCAAGUACCAAGUCAAAGAGCUGCCCAACUUUGAAAGCGCUUUCGCGAAGCAGCAAGAAGAACGGGGAGAGAUCUCUUCCGCCGGAAGCCAGAGCGGAGCCAGCUCGCGCGGAAUGAGCGCCACCCAGCCGCGGAGGAGCGAUCAGUCGGCGGCCCCCCGCCGGAUUUCCGCCGGAACCAUGCGCGCCCAGAUGGCGGCGGAAGGGCUAGAGGUUCCGCCGGAGAAAAGAGUCGACGAGGGAGUCUCCCGCAUGAAUACAGCCAGCGGGGAAAGCUUACAAAGUCGCGAGGGAGAGGGGAUUUCCGGCGGAACGUCCGGCGAUCGGGGCGGAACGGCGAGGGAAAAGGAUCCGCUCGACCGGCAGCGGGUGCACUGUUGGGUUAUGGUCGCUCCCGGGCACAGAGAAAUCGCGGAGGGCUUCUUCGUCGAACCCAGCACGGGGGUGAAAUACGCCCUGACCGGAUCCCCCUACCACGGAAUCGAAGAGGUCUGGAAUGACGUCAACGUCUGGGUCAACAUGCAGCCGAACCCGCGCCGGGAAGGCAUCGCUGACGUCAGCUGGGACCUGAAGCACGUCAAGAAGUGGGAGCGCGUCCUGGACGACGUCACACCGGAGCGCGCGCGCGCGCCCGCGGCGGAUGACGCCGGCGAUGACGUCAGCGCCAAUUCGCGCGGCUCGAUCACGGGGGAUGGUUCGACGCCCGGGACGGCUCGCCGGGGGGCGGUCGAGGCUUUGCUGGGCAAGGGGACGCUUGGUCGGGAGAAGACUCCGGGCGGUUUGGCGGAGACUCUGGCCAGGGGUGUGAAUGCGGUCGGGGAGGGGGGGCGGACGGCGAUCGGGACGCCUAAAGGGUCAGACCUUGACGAGUUACAAUCUACCACCCGCAGUCGGGGCCUGACAACGAACCGCAGCAUGACGUCACGGCACGGGACGCUUCAGGGCCCCAUUCCUCUUGAGGAGAACAGCGGAUCUGAGGUUUCCGGCCGGAGCGGAAGUCGACAGAAAGAGGAACAAGGCCCCCGGGAAUUGCUGAACCACUGGAUGCUGCCCGCGAGCUGGGUUCCCAAAUUGGCCAUCAGCAGAGAGGCGUUCGACACCAGGUGUCUGAAGGGCACCAAGGUGACGGUGUUCCACCGGUGCACGCUGGAGAUCUUUUCGUCGUACGGCGAGAACGCGCGCUGGGACGGCCUCACGCAGCGCAUCAGCGUCUUCUCGGACGACGCGCGCACCAUUCUGCGCGAGCGGCGCGAGUGCUUUCAGCGGCGCAAGGACCGGCUGCGCGAGCGGCGGAGCUACCCGCUGGAAGACAAGAUCCACGAGAAGUUUGACACUGGAACCGUUUUCGGCCUGAAAGAGCUGAUCAGUGUCAAGAACGUCAGCCGCACCAUGCACUUCUACCCGAGCUCGCGGCUGGACGGUCUGCUGGUCAGAGAAGAGGUUCUCCAAGCCAAGACUGUCGAAGUCUUCGAAGGUCGCGACGACCGCCUCCUCUUCCGCAAGGCCGUCUUCGGCGCUCCGGCCAUUCCGGCGGAACCGUCAGGAGCCUUCUCGGACCUCCAGUCGGACGCCACCUCGCGCGCGGACAGCCCCUCCAGCGAUUCCGGCAGCCACAACAGCCGGGGCACCGUUGCAGGAACCGGCCCCGGCGGUAAGGGCGGUAACGGUCGCCCGGGCAAGCCCCACAAACACAGGGCCUCUCUCAGAAACGCGAAUCUGCUGAAUGAGAGACUGAAACGGAAGACUGAGGAGGGAGGCCCUGUAGAUCGAAGCGACGGCGGCAGCGAGUCGGGCACCGAACGGUCGGGGCUGCGGAGCCGGAAGAAGGCGGACGCGUCCCUGCCGAUCGUGAAGCUGACCGAAAAGUUUGCCAGCGACCCUACUCUCCCCGCUAACCAGAACGUUGCCAAACGGACGUUCAAGCUUAACCCCGAUUCUAUCAAGCUAACCCUGCAUUACGCCGACAAUCGAAUCACCGCUUCGAGCCGGUCGUACGGCAAAGACGGAUCCGCAACGGUGUCGGAAGUCGAUCCGCUCGCGCCCAGGCUCGAUUCCGCCCAGCUCGCGGCGGAAUACCAGCGGAUGCUAGCCGCGGAACGCGCCGCCAUGCAGGCGGUGCGCGACAGCGAGCGCGAGACGGCGGAGAUCCUGGAGGCGCGCGCGCGCGAGGAGCACACGAUCGUGCUCAAGGUGCCCUACUACGACGUGGCGCGCGUCAAGAAGGAGGAGAGCGACGACGAAGAUACAGUGGUCGUCGCGAAGAGGUUUCUUUUUAAAUGUGCGCACGUUGAAAAGGAGGAGAGCGACGACGAGGACACCGUGGUCGUUGCGAAGGUGGAGAACGACUACCUGUCGCCGUUCCUGCCGCCCCACGCGCGCGCGGGCCAGCUGCUGACGCGGCAGGAGAUGCUGGAGACGCGCGAGAAGUGCCUGCGCGCGCUCAAGGACCGCCUCAUCGAACGCGCCAACAUCAUCCAGGCGCGCCACGACGAGGAGACGGCCGCGCUGGCGAAGCGGCAGGCGAACUUCCAGCGGGACCGCGACCAGAUGACGCGGCAAGAAGAGGAAGAGUACGAGAAAACGACCGAGGAGUCGAUGUUCCGUAUUCACAUCCUGGAGCAGCGACUGAAGAAGCACGAGGAACAGGCGCUGCAAAAAUACUACGAGAUGGACGGGCGGCUCCGGGGGGAUCCCCGGCUGGCGGGGCUGGUCGAGGCCGCGCCGCCGAGUAUAGGGCGGCCCGGAAGAGGCGCGGUGCCACAGUUGGGCAGGCAGACCCCGGUGAGAUUCGCUGCCGGGGGGGGAGCUCCGCCGCAGUCGGGCGCGCAGCUGUACCCGGGGGGGCAAUCGGCCGCCCGGUUGCAGCCCCGGGUGCAUGCACGGCAGUUUACGUCAGCCUGGCAGAAGGUCGCGGUGUUGCCGCCGAUGGAAAAAGUGCAAGAGCACCGGUUGGACGAACCGGGGGUGCCCGACGGGAUGGCGGCACAAUCGGUGCUGCUGCUGCAUCUCGUCGGGGGAGCCGCCACCUGGAAGGCGGGCACCGGGAAGUCGUAG